GCUAUCUCGAUUCCUACGUCCGCGCUGCCUUAUCUUCCGCCAAGGUUCCACGGGCGCGAUGGCUCUUCCCAAUCCCAGCAGCAGACGGGGCGCUGCGCUUCUUGACUGCGACCAUGACGGACAGAACGAGCGCGAAAGACGUGAGGAUCGCUACGGACACGGUCAUGGACGGUGACAUCGACGAGGCCGAGCUCGCGAGGAUGGGUUACAAGCAGGAGCUCAAUGUUAUCACCGGGGUCAGCUCUCUGUUCGCAUAUGGUCUUAACACUGGAGGGCCUGCUGUAAUGGUCUGGGGCUGGAUUGUUGUCGCAUGCUUCACGAUGUGUGUAGGUCUUGCCAUGGCAGAGGUCUGCAGUGCGCAUCCGACGAGCGGUGGUCCCUACUUCUGGGCAGCUAUGCUCUGCAAGCCCGAGGAUGCCGCUUUUGCGUCUUGGAUAACAGGUUGGUUCAACCUGCUCGGCCAAGUGGCAGUGACAACCGGUAUCAGCUUUGCUUGCGCGACCUUCAUUUCCACGCUCGCGACGUUCGACACCACGUUCGGUCUCAUCAACACCUUCGGUGUGCACCUCUUGCGCUACCUCAACAAUAUCUCCGUGUGGUGGCAUGCAAUCGGGACUGUCGCGCUCAUCAUAGCGGUCCUCGCUGCAGCACCGUCACACCAAUCGGCCCACUUCGUCUUUCAGACGUUCGUCGAUGGCACAGGCAUCGACGGCCCCGGCUGGAGUCAGCGAGCCAGUCCCGCAUACGUCGUCAUUGUCGGCAUCUUGAUGGCGCAGUACACACUGACAGGUAUUUUACCCACCUAUUGCAUUGCACGCGCGACUAAUAUGACGGAGGAGACGCACAACGCUGCCAUGUCUGGGCCUAUUGGUAUCGUCAUGGCCAUCGGUGUGUCUGCGGUGCUCGGGUGGUUCCUCAUCCUCGGUCUGCUGUUCUCCAUCCAAGACCUUACCAACACCGUCGGGAGUGCGACGGGCGAACCGGUUGCCCAGAUAUUCCUCGACACCGUUGGGGAGAAGGGUGCCAUCGUCCUGAUGGUCAUUGUCAUUGGCUCGAUGUUCUGGUGUGGGACGUUCUCUAUCACAUCCAAUAGCCGCAUGAUGUACGCCUUCGCGCGUGACGGCGGUAUCCCAGGGCACACGUUCUUCCACAAAGUCGACGUCAAGCGCAAGUCGCCGAUCCGGACUGUCUGGCUGGCUCUGGGCAGCUCGGUCGCCUUCUCCGCCGCAACCAGUAUCGCGACCAUUGGACUGUACAUUUCGUACGGUAUCCCAAUCGCGCUGCGCGUCAUCUACGCUCACGCUUCGUCCGCGGGCCAACCCCGUGAUUCACAGACGCUAAACUACGCGAUUGUCGCGGUGGGCAUCGUCGUCACGUAUAGUCUUGCGGAAGCAACUGGGGUCGACGUGAUGGACCCCGCAAUCGCAGCAACGGUAGUCGAGCCCGAGAAAGGCAGCGACGGAAAGGGCUCUAUCUAAGAUGAUGCUACUUACAGUAUGUAUAAUUCUUGUACGAUUCGCCGAUUAUACCUCUUUAGACCGAGUGGUUGGACACCGCCUAUCUCAAGGUGUGUUUUAGGUAAGACGUCGGGGAAUUAUCCGGGUAACAAUGCUUUCAGUCGCCUCUGACCAUGUGAUACCAUCCUGUGAGGGCCGAGGUGUUCUUUCGAGCCGGUGCACAUUCACACUACUUACUGUCCGACUGCGCGACAACCCCUUGCAGUUGUA
Molecule: messenger RNA, 1727 nt
Organism: Fomitopsis serialis
Lineage: Eukaryota; Fungi; Basidiomycota; Agaricomycetes; Polyporales; Fomitopsidaceae
Product: amino acid/polyamine transporter I
Exons: 14
Coding region: 114-1478 (454 amino acids)
Biological process (GO): transmembrane transport; amino acid transport
Cellular component (GO): membrane
Molecular function (GO): transmembrane transporter activity
Source: RefSeq, a predicted model, not a curated record